Funneliformis caledonium is the source of this 375-nucleotide messenger RNA. The record is from the annotation of a GenBank genome assembly. Lineage: Eukaryota; Fungi; Glomeromycota; Glomeromycetes; Glomerales; Glomeraceae.
AUGGAAUUACACUUUAUAGAACCCUUGACAGCGAUUAAGAUUGAAACGCGAGGGGAAAAGAAAAAGAGAAAAGCUAACAUUUUCAUUGAAUUCCGCAAGUCAAUGAAACGAUAUAAACCGCAUAAGAUGAGAAUGACGACCUAUAGUAAAUUAAUUUCAAAAAUGUGGUACAAAUUACCAGAUGAAGAAAAGAACAAAUUACGUAGAAAUUAUCAAAUUUCUCGCGACACGGAUGGCGAAAAUAUGAUCCUUAACCCUCCGGCUGAGUCAAAUUACGUGGUCAAUGAUGAUCAAUUUCAAAAUAUAGUCGAUCCGAUGGCCAAUGUCUACGAAACAAACAUAAGGAAUAUAUACUUAAUGUACUAUACAUUUUAG